CUGUUUAUUCCCCUGCUCCUCAAAGAGCUCUGGAGUGCGUGGCUCCGUCGCCGUCGCUAUGGAGACCGUCGACGGCCGGCUGUCGGUGUCGAAGACCCUGAGAGCUCUCAACGGUGUCCUCACAGGAAAGGUCGGCGAGGGAGGCCGCGGCUCGGUGUGGUUCAAGGAGAGCAGCAGCCGGAACUUGCGUAGCCGCGACUUCCUAGCCCCACGGGCUGCCCUGAGGGCGGUGUUCGGGGACGGAGAGGUUCCUGAUGGGAUUGCCGAGAAGGUGUUAUUGAUAAAAUGUCCAGGUGUGCCACCCAUCCAGAGCUGCCAAAAGGGCCCGACAGGACUGACAGUGCAUCUGGACAGACCUGUUGUCUUUGCAGAGAUCCUGGAAUCCAUUCCUUUAUAUGCCAGACCUCCACAGAUAGUCCCUGGGCACAGCAUUGUGCUCAACUGUGUGCCCCUGCAUGGGUGCAAGGGCCUGAACUCGCUCAGUCUGAGUCAUCUGAGAGCUAUCCUGGUCACUGACCACCUGGCUGAUGUGCUCCAAGCUCAAGGGGUGGAUGUCCAUGUGGUCCCCGCUUUGGCUGAUGAGGAAAUCCAGAGAUUCCUGCACCAGUUGCGAAUUGAGUGGCCCGCAGGUUCGGAAACCUCCCCCAGCUCUGAGGAUAUCCUCGCCAUGAAGGACGCCCUCCGCCAGUGCCCUCAUGCCAUGUUCGCUGAGACAGAUCAGGAGGGAGUUGUGUGCAAACUGCACUUGAAAGGGUUCUUGGGAAAGCAACAGCCAAAGAAAGAGAGCCUGGAAGGAUAUGACCCGAACCUGGACGUGUUCCUUGUGACAGAGGAGAAGCUGCUCCAUGUGGCUGAGCUGCAGCGUGCGGCCUCACGGUGUGCGGUGUCUGUGCCAGGAAGAUGCGAUGGCAUUGUGCACGUGGUGAGCCACGAGGAGGCAUUCCAGCAGCAGAAGGUGGACUUGCUGUGGAGGUUGGUCGCUCCGCAAGCUCCCCCACCUGCCCCCCAGAAACACCUUGUCUGUGGACCAGUGAAAGUCCCCGCUGCCGCCUCUCCUGUCACCAUUCUUCAGUACUUCCAGCUGAGACACUCCCAGAUGUAUGAGGCUUCAGUGCUGAAGUAUGGAGACCUCUCUCAGGAUGAGGCCUGGACAGAAACGAUCAGUGUCUUGACGUCAGCUGCCAUCCGAUUUGAGAUGCUGAGCACAGCUCAUCGGAACCAGAUUCUCUUGGAUUUGGAGGAGCCCUGCAUCUCUACCAAAGGGACCAAGAGCGGCACCUUCGUAAUGUACAAUUGCGCUCGCCUUGCCACACUGUUUGAAACGUACCAGCGGGAAGCAGAGCAAGGCGUGUACCCGGCUUUUCCACUGCCUUCGGAGCUGAACUAUUCCUCCCUCAGAGAAGAGGGCGAGUGGCUCUUGUUGUUCAACGGUGUCCUGCCCUUCCAGGAGGUCUUGAGCCAAGUGAUACAGCUCCCCAUCUCCAGUAGUGGGAUUGGGAUCUCAGCCAGCACGGAGGCGGUCUGCAAGUUCUUGAUCCAGCUGAGCAUGGAUUUCAGUUCUUACUACAACCGGGUGCACAUACUGGGGGAGCCACGUCCCCACUUGUUCAGCCAGAUGUUUGCCCGGUUGCAGCUUAUGAGAGCAGUCAGAGAAGUGUUCCACAGUGCCCUGCAGACCCUCCAUCUACCUCCUCUUAACCAGAUCUGAGCAAGCCAGAUGGACACCUGCUGUGGUCCUCCUCACAGGCACCCUGCAGCAGCCAUCCUGACCUGGCCGGCUCCACUGCAAAGAAAAAGAGUCGGAGGGUUACACUCACCUGGUUGGGGCGGGCAGAGAACCGUUGUAAUUGAGGAUCAGCCAGCAGAACACAGCCUUGCAGUUUGGACUCAGAAGUGUUUCUCCUCCCCAGUGUGGGUAGAAAGAAGAUCCAGAACGAGAGCCUUGUGUAUUUCUGAAGUUGAGGGAGAGCUGCUGAAAUCGUUUGGUGCCAAUGUGUGGCCAAUUGCUAGCUAGGAACAUGGAGAACUAAACUACCUGGAAACAAAAUGGGUGGGGUGGGGUGGGGGGCGGAAGGAGAGAUGACUAUACUACUCAAGGAAUCACUUGGUUCUGAUCCCUCACAGAGAGUAGGAAAAAAAUGGCCUGGUGGUCAAGUUCAAGCAAGCUAAGAGUUUCCCGCUGAUGGAUGUAAAGAAGGGUUUAUUGUACCCCCCCCCCCAAAAAAAAAUUAAAUUCUAUUAUAAAAUGGCUGAAGCUUCUUUCAGUCCUGUUCACUGCCUCUCUACAAAGGGUUUUGGCAUCAGCUGUGGACGCAAGGGGUUGCAGAUAAAAUGCAGAGAUUCUCAGCUGCAGUUUCUCCAAAGGCAUUGCUGGGGGCAGGCGGGUUGUGAGUGACUGUCCCACAAACACUGUCUCAUUGUGAGACGUGGGCAGUUUGUACGGUAUGGUAAAUGUUAGGGAGCACAAGGGGUUACCAGCAAAUCACCAGCGUGGCUAAACGGGGCAUGAAUCGCUGCUUCCUCCAGCCUGCCGUUCUCAUCCUCCCGGAACCUGACACAAAGAACCUAACUAAGGUAGACAAGAUGCUGAGAGGUCCAUGACAGGAGCC
Molecule: messenger RNA, 2609 nt
Organism: Gekko japonicus
Lineage: Eukaryota; Metazoa; Chordata; Lepidosauria; Squamata; Gekkonidae
Gene: DALRD3
Product: DALR anticodon binding domain containing 3
Exons: 13
Coding region: 59-1708 (549 amino acids)
Biological process (GO): tRNA C3-cytosine methylation; arginyl-tRNA aminoacylation
Molecular function (GO): tRNA binding; ATP binding; arginine-tRNA ligase activity
Source: RefSeq, a predicted model, not a curated record